Molecule: messenger RNA, 2075 nt
Organism: Chrysoperla carnea
Lineage: Eukaryota; Metazoa; Arthropoda; Insecta; Neuroptera; Chrysopidae
Exons: 7
Coding region: 320-1618 (432 amino acids)
Source: RefSeq, a predicted model, not a curated record
CUGUUUUGAAAGGUAGAAAUAAAUUCUUUAAUAUCUUACAAAACCCCCACCCAGUUGUAAAAAAGAACAUUUUAUUUCUAUAAUUUGUAAUAUUUUUUUUUAGUUAACACUGUUAACAGUAAUCUUUAAAAUAAAAAAUUUCAAAGAAAAGUAGGGAACCAAGAGUUGAAAAAUUUCGUGUUUGUCUCGAAAAUUUACAAGGAAAAAAUAGCCAAAAUCCGUAUUUGAUAUUAUCAAUAUUCAAUUGAUAAAACAGCGAUCGAGAGCACUGUCGGUGAAUAAUAAAAAUCCAGCACCAUCAUAUUCAAGACCAUUAAUAAUGAAUCAUAACAAACGUUCAACAUCAGUGAAUGCACGUAAUCAGACAAAAUCAAAACGGGCACCAAAUUUAACAUCACCCAGUGUUUAUACGGGAGCGUUUACAUCAUUGGACGAUGAAGUCACUAAAUUAAGUUGGUCAAAAAUUUUCCAACAUCGUGCAGCGUAUGCGCAAGGAAAUGUUCUGGAAGCAUGUGAUCCAUUACGCUCAUUGCAUUUUUUGAUUGAAGAGUUUUGCUCGAAAAUACAAGGGCAUGUCAAUUUAACCAUUGGCAAUGGGAUUCCCAAUACUGACUUAGAUCGCAUGCUUACUAACAUACGCGAGAUAAUGGUCCGAAUACCUCAAAACUUUAAUUCUGCGGAUACAAAGGGCGUAUGUUUAGUGUGUCAUAAGUUACGAACGAAAUGUGAAGAUAAAUUUGCUCAAACAAGUAAUGGAAAAUUGAAACCUCGAACCAAAACAAUAAAUCGACAAGUUCAAACCACAAAUAGCAACGGCAAACGUGCAAAUACAGCUGUUACCCAAGUAAAUUUAUUUGAAAGGCAAUUUGAAUCAAAAGUUAAAGUGAUUGAGGAAAAGCAUAAAUAUUUGGAAGAUGAAAUUACCCAAUUAAAAGACGAGAAUCAACGAUUACAAAAUGUGCUAACAAGAGAACGCGAAGAACUUAAUCAUCUGCGGGCUGAAAUUACUAUCAACGAAAAGGAUUAUCAAGAAGAAAAAUCAAAAUUUCUUAAAGAAAUUUUUUCAUUAGCCGAACAAAUUAAAAACAUGAAAGAACUUGAAGAAAGAUUAGACGAAAUGAAAGAUUUAAAGAAACAAAUAAAUGAAUUACAAUUACAUAAUAAAAUUUUAGAACGUGAAUUGGAACAAGCAAAUAAAGAAACAAUACAAGCACAAUUAAAAUAUGAAAAAAUGUGUGUAAUUAUUGAAAAUCGUGAAAAACAAUUAGUAAAAUUACAUCAAGAAUUUCUCAAUAUACAAGAACUUGUUAAUUCAAAUAAUCAUUUAGAACAAAUUGAAACGUCCUCACCAUCUAAUCAUCACGAUGGAAUAAUUUCGGAAUCAUGGGGUUUAAUAAGUAAUAUACCAACUCAAGACAAUAGCAUCAAUUCAAGUCAUAUGGAAACAACACCAUUACCAACCCGAUCACUAAAAAGACGAGAUAGGCGAAAAAGUGAAGAAACUGUAACAGUGUGUAAUAAUACCAAGAAAUUUUUAGAAUUACCAUCGGAUAUAUCAACCACAAGUAGCCAAAUUACAAAUUGUUCAGAUCGUUAUGUAAAUCAUAGACAAAAAUGAUUAAAAAUAACUAGUUAUGAGAAAUAGAAUCAUCGUAAUUAUUAUGAAAGACUUGAAUUUCUAUAAAAGAGUUUAAGUUUCAAAAUCAAUAAAUUUAGAAAAGAGCGACUUUUUAAAAACGAAUUAUGAUUGGUAACUAUUCAGAACACAAUUUCCUCUGAGGUCACUAUAUAAUUUUGGAAGGGUCUACUUACUAACGAAAUCUGGUAUUUUACAGGUCUAUUUUUAAAGCUAAAGAAUAGAAAUAAAGAUAAUACCUAUUUAUGAAAAAAAUAUAUUUUUAUGGAACUGGAGCAAAUUGACCGUUGUUAUUUUCAUUCUCUCUUUAAGUUUCUUUUGACAAAGUUCACUGAAACUCUUAAAAUUAGAAUUGUAAAACACUAGCAUUUAGAUCCCUUCAAAAGAUAUUAAAUUCUGUCAAGUUAUAGACCCUUUUAUAAUGUAUUUAAGACCUUGU